AUGAGUGGGCGUUCGUCCGCUCCCGAGACUGCGAACUUGCGCACUGGUCAGCACAAUGGCACUCUGCACGGCAGAGCAUCCGGCAUCUCCGACAGCAGCUCUGGCAGCAGCGACGCCCCAGUUCGACCGGCUUAUUCGAGUCAAAACUCCUCCUUCGCCUCUACCGUGGGCGAACAAGCUUUGCGCUCAUCACUUUCCAGCGGGGAGAAUAGCGUCGAGAUUACACCCAUCCACUCUGGUAGGACAAGUCCUCAAUUCAUAAGACGGUCCAUCAAGGAUGACCCCCCGGCUCUGUCUACUCCGCCCAUAUCGAGAAGUUUGCAGAGCUUUUAUGAUGAGACCGACGAGAGACAGAGGCUGGAAGUGGAGAGUCAGAUCUAUAAAGGCCGAGCGGCUGAAGUCGACAGCUUUUCUGCAGCAUCGAACGGCGGCGCCGGUCUUGAUGUUGGAGAGAAAGGAGGGCAAGCUUCUUUAACAAGCUCAAUGGACGGCUUCACGGCCGAUGUGGCGCACCUCAGAGUGUCAGGUGAACAGAAGGACUCACCCAGCACGACGCAACAGCCGAGAGGCACAGCAGGUGCAAGCGCUGGACAGGCAACUCCUUCAUCGUAUCGAGCAGCUAACAAUGCCAUCGCAGCUUUGAAGCCUGCAGCCUCCGUAGCGGAUGGUACCGAGCAGCGUCUACGGCAAGCGGCAGGUUACGCAUCUUCGCCCGCUGAUGCUGCAGCUGCCUUGGCAGGCCUAGGAUCUACUUCAGCUUCCGGCACAAGCGCUGGUGCUGGUGCUGGUGCUGGUGCUGCUCUGCCUAGCUCCAAUACGGACAUGAGCAACGAGCUUGGCAGCCUAUAUGCAAGGUUGCAGAGAUGUCUGCAGCUCAGAGAAAAGUACAUGAGUGUCAGUCUGCAAUCUCGCUUGGAAGACAAUCCGAAGAAUUGGGAUGCAGAGUACUGCGAGCAGACACAGAGCGGAGUUGAUGACGCAAAAAUGAACGAAGCAAGCGCAGAUGAUAGCGCAAGGCAACCCAGAUCCAUCAUCGUCGAUGGUAGCGCGUCCGUACAGACAAGUGAGGAAGGAGGCGUGACCAGCAAACCUUGGCGCAUAUAUCCGGCCCCUCCUCGUCCUCACUGGGAGCACUUUCAUCCCGCACCCGCUUCGUCCUUUGUCUCUAGACCGCAACACACCAGCGUCAAUCCUUUGCCUCCUGCGCAACCUCCUGCCAGUCCUGCAAAUGCUAAAGCAGCACAACAAUUGCUAGAAGGAACUGGAGGCAAGCCAGGUGUGUUCAGGCAAGAGGAUGUAAGAUACCCGGACCGGCACCUGAUUGAUGGUCAAGAGGUCAAGUUCGAAUUGGACUCUAGCGGUGUGUUCCAAGUGUGCGUUGAGAAGGGCAAUCGAGAGGACAAAGCGCAAGCGGAGGCCCAGCAGACCAAGCCCGAGUAUUUAUCCAACGUACCCACUGCGAGGGAGUAUUUCAAAGAUCUGGACUUUUUGCUCGGUGUCAUUUCGGAUGGACCGGUCAAGAGCUUUUGCUGGAGACGCAUCAAGUAUUUGGAACACAAAUGGCAGCUGUAUUUUUUGCUCAACGAAGGGCAGGAGCUGAAAGCCAUGAAGGCCGUCCCUCACAGGUGAACAUGAACGAUGAGAGAGGUCUGACCUGCUUACUGAUUGGAUCGUUACGCACCGCCUCGCAGAGACUUCUACAAUGUGAGGAAAGUGGACACGCAUGUUCACCACAGCGCAAGCAUGAAUCAGAAGCAUCUCUUGCGCUUCAUCAAGAGCAAGAUCAAGAGGUAUCCUGAUGUGAGUCGCGAGUCGCCUUUGUGAUGCAAUCAUCGAAUCGCAUUAAGACGUUUGCGCACUUUUGACACGUCCGCAGGACGUUGUCAUCUACAGGGAUGGCGCCGAGCUGACACUACAGCAAGUAUUUGAGAGCUUAAACUUGACUGCGUACGACUUGUCCAUCGAUACGCUCGAUAUGCAUGCUCAUCAGGAUGCUUUCCAUCGUGAGUCCGUAUCAAAACCUUCACUUCUGCUAGUCCAAGCUGUGUGACCCAUGUAUUGACAGCCACACUGCAAUUUCUGCAGGAUUCGACAAAUUUAACCUGAAGUAUAAUCCGAUCGGCGAAUCACGUCUGCGAGAGAUUUUCCUUAAGACGGAUAAUCUGAUCCAAGGUCGUUACUUGGCCGAGAUCACCAAGGAGCUGAUGCAAGAUUUGGAGCAGAGCAAGUAUCAAAUGGCCGAGUACAGGUUGAGCAUCUAUGGACGAUCUGUCAGCGAGUGGGACAAGCUUGCAACGUGGAUCGUGGAGAACAAAUUGUUCAGCCCCAACGUAAGGUGGCUUAUUCAGGUGCCAAGACUCUACGAGGUGUACAGAGGCCAAGGCACCAUUCAGAAUUUCGAGCAACUGUUGGACAGUAAGUUCACCUAUUCAUGCUGACGUAUCAAAGCGCCUCUCCUGACACGAGAUUCCGCCUCCUGCCUCCUUGCGCGCGCAGACGUCUUCCGUCCCUUGUUCGAGGUGACGCAGAACCCGAGCUCGCAUCCCGCUCUGCACAUCUUCCUCCAGCGAGUCGUAGGCUUCGAUGUGGUGGAUGACGAGAGUAAACCGGAACGGCGGGUACACCGCAAGUUUCCGGUGCCCAAGUUGUGGGACUACAGAGAGAGUCCGCCGUACAAUUACUGGUGAGUCGAUGUAUUCCCGCGCUGCGUGGCGUCUUUUCCGUGACCGUCAGUUGACGUUCGACGUGACAAAUCCAGGCUGUACUACAUGUACGCGAAUAUGAGCAGUCUGAAUCAGUGGCGUCGGAUGCGAGGCUUCAGUAAGUCAUGCGGGCGCCUAGAUUUUUGCGCCUGGUUUGCUGAUGGUCGUUCCUCAACCUUGCCUCCUCAGAUACGCUUGUAUUAAGGCCGCAUGCUGGGGAAGCUGGCGAUACAGAUCACAUGGCGGCCACUUUCUUGACAUCGCAAUCCAUCAGUCAUGGUAUCUUGCUUCGAAAGGUUCCAGCACUUCAGUAUCUUUACUAUGUGAGUGGCGAGAAAGUAACGAGAUGAGCAUGGUAUGCCCCCGCAGCUCAACGCGCUCGCCGCACCGCGACUGAUCUGACAGCUGAAGCAAGUGGGCAUGGCCAUGUCGCCCUUGUCCAACAACGCGCUCUUUCUAUCUUACGAACGCAACCCAUUCCCGUCCUUUUUGCGAAUGGGCAUGAACGUCUCCAUCUCGACGGACGAUCCCCUGCAAUUUCAUCUUUCCAAGGAGCCGCUUUUGGAGGAAUACAGCGUGGCGACGCAAAUUUACAAAUUGACGCCGGCGGACAUGUGCGAGCUGGCACGAAACAGCGUGCUGCAGUCUGGCUGGGAGAUGGAGCUCAAGAGGCACUGGUUGGGCACCCACUUUUACAAGUAUGGCCCUAGCGGUAAUUCGAUGGCGAAGAGCAAUGUCCCUGUGAGUUGUCAGCGCGUGCGCGUGCUGAGGCUCGAUCGUUUGCUCAGGAUGCAUCGCGACCGCCCAACUUGCUGUUCCCUCACAGGACAUUCGGAUGCGAUACCGCGAAGAUACUCUCAAAGAGGAGCUGGACCUGGUCUGUCACAAUGAUGCGCGCUCGGCGAGCCUGUCCUUGUGA
Molecule: messenger RNA, 3621 nt
Organism: Ceraceosorus bombacis
Lineage: Eukaryota; Fungi; Basidiomycota; Exobasidiomycetes; Ceraceosorales; Ceraceosoraceae
Source: the annotation of a GenBank genome assembly